Toxotes jaculatrix (banded archerfish) is the source of this 1360-nucleotide messenger RNA. Its product is annotated as endothelial PAS domain-containing protein 1-like. Lineage: Eukaryota; Metazoa; Chordata; Actinopteri; Toxotidae. The coding region runs from base 108 to 1226 and encodes 372 amino acids. Gene Ontology annotation, molecular function: DNA-binding transcription factor activity, RNA polymerase II-specific; protein dimerization activity; RNA polymerase II transcription regulatory region sequence-specific DNA binding. The record is from RefSeq and is a predicted model, not a curated record. The transcript has 9 exons. Gene Ontology annotation, biological process: regulation of transcription by RNA polymerase II; cellular response to hypoxia.
UGUGGUGGGGAGAUUCCCUGCUGUGCUGUGACCUCCUGCUGCCACCAUCUCUUUUUUUCUGAGUCAACUUUCACCAUGACACUGCAUAGAGACACCUGUUGGACGCGAUGACAGCUGACAAGGAGAAGAGAAGGGCGAUCAGCCGUGAGGCGGCCAGAAGGAGACGUCGAGUGGAGUCUGAUGUGUUCGGAGAUUUAUCCCAGCUCCUGCCGCUCCAACCCUCCAUCCGAGCGCACCUGGACAAGCCCUCCAUCAUUCGCCUCACCCUCAGCUACAUACGCAUGCACACACUGCUCAAAGGGAACUCAGGGACAAAAGCAGAGACCAGUCACGCAGUAAAACAUGGACAAGUGUUGGAAGGUGGAGAGGAAUGGCGUGUGCGUGAGGAUGAGGAGAAAGAGACGGAGGACGUCGAGGCCUUGGAGGAGACAAACAUGUACCUGAGGAUCCUGGAAGGAUUUCUGUUGGUCUUAUCCACUGACGGAGACAUGAUCUACCUAUCGGGCAAUGUCAGCAAAUACAUGGGCUUGACACAGACUGAGUUGAUGGGACACAACAUUUUUGAGUUUACCCACCCCUGUGACCACGAAGAAAUCAAAAACAAUCUACGGCUAACAGCAGAGGACGUUUGGUGCGGUGCAAAGAGGGAUUUUGUCAUGAGGAUAAAAAGCGCUCUGACACACAGAGGAAGGAGCACCAACCUCAAAUCAGCUACGUGGAAGGUUCUGCACUGUCAGGGCAGCGUGAAGGUGUGUGUCACUCCCUCUUCAGUUUCCUGCCUGCUGCUAACCUGUCAGCCUCUGCCCCUCUCACACACACUCCUCAGCACGCACACCUUCACCAGCCAGCACAGCAUGGACAUGAGGUUCACAUACUGUGACCAGAGAGUGACGUUGCUUCUAGGCUACAGUCCUGAGGAGCUGCUGGGUCGUUCCAUCUACGAUCUCUGUCACACACUGGACACAAACUGUUUGACCAAAAAUCAUCUGAACUUGUGUUGGAAGAGUCAGUCAGUCAGCGGUCAAUACAGGAUGCUGGUGAGAGGAGGAGGUUACGUCUGGGUGGAGAGUCACAGUGCUGUCAUCCCCAGUUCCCGACCAUCCAAGUCCAGACCCAGCACCCACCAGCCUCUCUGCAUCCUCUGUGUUACCUAUGUCCUCAGUGGAGUGGAGGAACCAUCCCUGCAACUCUCUUUGGGCCAGACUGUCAACAGAUAUUUGUGCUAAACAGUCUGCUAAAUCCUCAUCCUGUACAAAACAAUCACCUGCUCUUCUUCUGUGAAUCACUUAUUUUCAUCAAACAUGCAAUUAUUAAAUAUGAAACUUUCUAAUUCAAAACAACUUUCUGUGUAUUUGUGUUG